CGCUUCUGUGUCAAGCCAAGGCUACACAGUAAAUUCUUGUCCAUCUUUCUGGACUUGUAGAUACAUUCAGCCUGCUCACGCCACUCAGGCUGAUUUCUUCCCGACUCCAUCCGCGUCUGACUCGCAAGAGAUUAAACAAAGGUUAUUAAUUUGCCUUGGUCAAAAGAGCCACAUAAACUGAAGUUGGAAUUACAUCAGCUGUUUGUCUGCUAACUAAGUAGCUGAUUUGCUCAAAUUGACAUCUGCUGGUGUCAUUCCUCUGAGGACAGACCAUCUGCUGAAAAUCUGUGUGAAGCUGUAUUUGGGACAUUUUCUCUAUAUCAGACAAACAUUGCUCUGUUGUUGUGGUGACACUCAAGCGAGACCUAGAUUGACAGGUCUCCCUCCAGAGGAACUUUCCAGAGCAGCCACCAAAAGGAACAUGUGCUAGAAGUUCAACAUCUGUCCUAAACAACUGGUCAGCUUUGACUCUAGAAGAUGAGCAAUGACGAUGAGUUCUUCGAUGCCGUCACAGGCCUGGAAUCGGACGAGUCGUGCGAGGGGCUCUCGGAGGCCAGUUUCAAAGAUGCACAAGGGAUUGACAGCAGCAGCCAGAAGAACAAUGGAUCAGUCCCACAAGAAAAUGGCAUCAAGAAACACAGGACAUCUCUCCCUGCACCCAUGUUUUCCAGAAACAAUAUCAGUGUGUGGGGUAUCCUGAAAAAAUGUAUUGGACUGGAACUGUCCAAGAUCACGAUGCCCAUUGCCUUCAACGAGCCGCUGAGCUUCCUGCAGAGAAUUACAGAAUAUAUGGAACACACUUACCUCAUCAACAGAACCUCCUCAAUGUCCGACUCCAUAGAGCGCAUGCGGGCAGUAGCUGCUUUUGCUGUGUCAGCAGUUGCGUCGCAGUGGGACAGAACUGGAAAGCCCUUUAAUCCCUUGUUGGGAGAGACCUACGAACUUAUCAGAGAGGACCAGGGUUUCCGAAUAGUGUCUGAGCAGGUAUCCCAUCAUCCUCCAGUGAGUGCAUUCCAUGCAGAGAGCCUGGCUGGGGAUUUCGUGUUCCACGGCUCCAUCUACCCUAAACUCAAAUUCUGGGGCAAGAGUGUUGAGGCAGAGCCUAAAGGGACUAUCACACUAGAGCUACUCAAGCACAGGGAGGCAUACACAUGGAGCAACCCUAACUGCUGUGUACACAAUGUCAUACUGGGAAAACUGUGGAUAGAACAGUAUGGCACAGUAGAAAUAGUCAACCACAGCACUGGAGACAAAUGUGUGUUGAAUUUCAAGCCCUGUGGGAUGUUUGGCAAAGAGCUACACAAAGUGGAGGGAUACAUCCAAGACAAGAGUAAAAAGAAGCUUGCUGUCAUCUAUGGGAAGUGGACUGAAUGCAUGUGGAGUGUCGACCCUCAGGCCUAUGAGGCACACAAGAAGUCUGAGAAGAAAGGGGACAACAAAAAGCAAAAAAAUGAUGAACUUGAGGGCGCUGAGAACGAUGACGCAGAUGACAUGCCCGAAGUCCAAGAGACUGUGUCUGUUGUACCAGGAAGCACUCUGUUGUGGAGGAUAGACUCUAGACCAGCACACUCUUCUGUGAUGUACAACUUCACAAACUUUGCGAUGUGUCUGAAUGAGCUGGAGCCCGGCAUGGAGGCCAUCCUGCCCCACACAGACUGUCGCUUCAGGCCUGACAUCAGAGCAAUGGAGAACGGCAACAUGGAUGAGGCCAGUAAAGAAAAGGAAAGACUGGAGGAGAAACAGAGAGCUGCCAGAAAAGAGAGAGCCAAGAGAGAUGAGGAGUGGUCUACCAGGUGGUUCCAGAUGGGCACCAAUCCAUACACAGGCUCCCAGGAUUGGAUCUACACUGGUGGAUACUUCAACAGGAACUACCAAGACUUGCCCGAUAUCUACUGAAAGCCUACUUGCCUUCCUCCUCCUCCUCCAUAUCUGUAACCUGCAGUACCCCACCUGCCCCCCGUCAUUAACUGGAGAUAAAAUGAUACAAAUCAACAAAGGCACACCAACUCAGAUUGGAAAUGGAUACAAAGAAGCUGAACGUUUGCCACUUGUUGACUGCCGAGUCUUCAGUAAAACUGGUUGUUUUGGGGUUUUGUUUUGUUUUUGUUUUUUUUGCCCCCCCCACCCUCCCACUUAAGAGAAGUUGUUAUAUUAUCUCCAAGUCUUACUCUCCAUCAUCGACAAACAUCUCCUGUGUCCCUGCUGAAGCACCCUAUAGAGCACAAUGGCCAUUUAAUUCCAGGCCAAUCCCUCUGGCAGAGAGUUGGUAACAACUCAAAAACCUCACAGGUCCGUUCUGAAUGUUUAACAUCUUUGCUAUUGAACUCUCUGCUCCGAGGAUCUGCCUGCCAAGACUCUUGAUGGCAGCAUUUUAAAAACAUUCACGUGUCAUAAAUGAGUAAAGUAAAAACAAAGACCCGAUAAUCACAACGAUGGAUACAUGGAUGCAGACGAACACCCAUGCUCUUUGAAUUGAAGAUGGACUUUGAGGAUGUUUUGUUUUUUCUUUUCACUCUCUCUUUUUGUUUUGUUUUGUUUUGUUUUUUUAAAAAUAUUUGGCAAAAUUUUAAAGAUUUAAACACUCAAAAUACUUCAGUUAUAUACUACUCUUUGAGCAACAAAUAAGUUAUGAGUGAUCAUUAUGUUGGUCAAAACAAAUCAAAUGCAAUUAAGACUUCAUUACUGUCCAUGUGUCUUAUCCUGAAAAUGAUUAAUAUCUGCUGAUAGUCUCAAAUAAUUUUGUAAAGUUUGAUUGAUAUUAAAAUGAGUAAAGAUCA
Oreochromis aureus is the source of this 2777-nucleotide messenger RNA. It is a transcript of the gene osbpl2b, whose product is annotated as oxysterol binding protein-like 2b. The record is from RefSeq and is a predicted model, not a curated record. The coding region runs from base 478 to 1896 and encodes 472 amino acids. NCBI's taxonomy places the organism in Eukaryota, Metazoa, Chordata, Actinopteri, Cichliformes, Cichlidae. The transcript has 15 exons. Gene Ontology annotation, cellular component: cytosol; membrane; intracellular membrane-bounded organelle. Gene Ontology annotation, molecular function: cholesterol binding.